Molecule: messenger RNA, 1566 nt
Organism: Prosopis cineraria
Lineage: Eukaryota; Viridiplantae; Streptophyta; Magnoliopsida; Fabales; Fabaceae
Product: protein XRI1-like
Exons: 9
Coding region: 264-1157 (297 amino acids)
Biological process (GO): male meiotic nuclear division; female meiotic nuclear division
Source: RefSeq, a predicted model, not a curated record
AAAAGCUCUGAUAGAUAUCUGAUUUUAUUCAUAGAAGAAAGAGAGAGAAAGAGAAACGGCGCUUUGUGUUUGGCUGGGCUCUUUUCAGUUUUCUCAUAUGCAGCAGCACACAUCUCAAGCAACCCAGGCUCUUAUGGAAGCUGCUAUCUAGAGCGACCGAGCGUGAUCGAUCUUUCUGUAACGGCUAGUUUCGAGAGUGGCGAGAAGAGAGUGAGAGAGAAGGGACUGUGAUCACUGAGCAGAGUUUUGGUGCUGCUGUUGAUAUGGAUUACGACAAUGACAAGAAACCAUGGGAUUGGCAGAAGGAGGAUCAUUGUCUCCAAAAGGCUUCCAAUAUGAGCAUGUCUCAGGAGCUAUGGAAUGAAGUACCUCAAAAUGAGGAAGAUCUUUCCUACAUGUUUGAUGAUGAAACAACCCCAGUUAAGGCUUGUGGAGAUUUGGCUUACCAUGUCAAUAAUAAUGAUAAUUCACAGAGUGAACUAGAGGAAUGUAGAGUGACUUCUCAAGUGAAGAGGCGUCGGAUGCUACAAUUCAGCAGUGAAGAUGGGGACCUUUCCAUGUCCUGCGAUGACAUGUCCUCAGAAUACCUUAAAUUAAAUGGGAAGGACUCUAUGAAAGAUGUUUUUUUCGAAGUUUCACAAUUGAUAUCAUCAGGAAAUACAUCUGGCUCCAGUUGUGAUGAUCUUGAGCAUUCAGCCGAAGGGUGGCUUGCACAGUGCUUUAAUGAUGCUGAGAUGGAUUUUAGUCCUGAUGAUAUUAUGAAUCUCUCGGAGCAAGACAAGAUUAAUGUUUCAGAUCUCUGUGAUGUCUCACCAGCUUUUGAACAAAAUGUGGUUCAGCAGCGUGUCACUGGAACACCCAAAAAUAUAAUCUUUAAAGGAAGGAAGUCUUUCAUACGAGCACCCACAAAACUGGCUUCUUCAGUGGCCUAUCCAUUUGCCUUCAUCAAACCCAGUGGUGCUCAUGGAGAUGUAACUCUGAAGGAAAUAAACCAGCGGAUUCAGACUCCACCUCCUUCAAAACCUAAGAGAAGCAGUGAAGAAGACCCCUCUGCUUACCCUAAAUCAGCCUUCUCAGGGAAGCCCGUAGUUGGGAAAACCAAAAUUCGCACUGAAGGAGGAAAAGGCAGCAUUACAAUCAUGAGAACUAAAGGCUAAAGUGUAAGUUAUCAAGUACUAACAUUUUGUCUCACCCCUUAAUACAUGGGGUCUAGUUGAUCUUCUGUAAUAUAUAUAUCCGGCAGACUACAGAAGUUAAUGCUGCAACUUUUUCCUCCUUAUAUUGACACUUUAGUGUUGCUUGUCUUAUUCAUAGUUCAUGAUUUGACCUAAAUCUGUAAUGAGAUGAUGUUCCUUAGCUCCAAACAACUCCGUGGCUUUAGAAUGCCAAGCCAUUAUGUUGUUUAAGUAGGUAGUUCGACUUUGGUUGUUGCGCUCCUGCAUUGGAAAGUCUGGCUAAGGCGCUUCCAACCCCUGGUUAAGGACCUUUUUACCAAGCUUGAGCUUGAUUCUUGUAAUUGAAUCACAUAGACAUUUGUUCCAAUCUUAUUUCUUGUCUUUUAUUGCA